UACGGGGUGGCCUGGGGGGGCACGUGCCCCCCCAAAUAUUUGACUUUUAGCUUUCUUUGAUUUGUAACCCUAUUGUCCAAUGUUCAGAAUCAGAUGCUAAAUGAGCUACUGACCUAGAAAAGAAUUAGCGCGCUUUAUGCUUACACCCGGUCAGUGGAAUUAGCGCACGUUAUGUACGAACACGUGGCUUAUAAUGACUGAAGCACAUACGAAGAAGGCUUCCCGGAAACGGUCAGGAAACAGCAGAAAUGAAACAAUUCUGACUUUCUUUCAGCCCAAGAGGUUUGUGAAAUUGUGACUGGUGUGCUCUUGCUGUCUGUACUAGCUAGCUAGUAACUGUAGGAUGUCACCAGGUCGAGGGCAGAUUCUCCCAUUUCAGUUGGUACAGAAGGGCAUGUGAUUACGGAUUCCGAAUCGGCGUCUACGGUAGGCAUUAGCGAGAAUGCUGAGUCUGAGUUUGCUUCUGCCUCGGAGUCACUAUGUCUAUCUCCUUCGGCACAUGUCCUUGCCGAGAGCAGUUACGAGAGCAGUUUCAGUAGUUCCGUAGCAACUGUAGAUCUUUCCAUGGCCAGCAGCGGGCCUGUGUCACCGAAAACUGCUGUAGCACCUGCACUCAUAUAUGCAGAUUCUGAGCUGGAAGUAGAUCUAGAUUGUGGAUCACCGACAAAUCCCGAGACGGACUGUGCCGAGGAUGCACCAGGCGCCAUGAAAGGUUUACAAUCACCUGCAGGUACACGAAAUAUCUAUUAUCUUGUAACACAAUUUCGUCGGUACAGUACUCUAACUAAUUAUUGCAUGUAUGUUCCGCUCACAGAUCUGUCACGCCAUAUUGGAGAUAGGCCUGCGCAGCCCCUCCUGUCAAAAUUUCCAACAACUAAGUUCGGCUCGAAACAUCGCUCCUUCUCUCCUGAAUGGUACAAGGCAUUCACGUGGGUAGAAUAUUCCAUAGCGAAAGAUGCAAUAUACUGCUACCCCUGCCGUCACCUCAAGGUAGGAGCAGUUAGUCGAGUUGAUCCAGCAUUCACUACAAUUGGUUUUCGGGGAUGGAAGAAGGCUAAGGGUAAAAGUGGAGCCCUGAAACAGCACGCGGAAUCCGCGAACCACCGAGCGAACAUGCAAGUAUGGCAACAACGUCUUGUUGCAGAAAGAGAAAAGGUUCAAUUCGGUGUGGACUACCAACUACGGGAUGUGGAAGAAGAGGAGAUUAUGCUUAAUCGGCACUACCUGAAGUCAGUUAUGACAGUGAUUCUCACCCUUGCGCGACAAAAUAUACCACUGCGAGGACACCACGAAUCAGAGACGUCGGAGAACCCAGGAAAUUUUAGAGCUAUUUUAGACCUCCUAGUCAAUCAAGACGCUCGCUUGCAGCAGAAGAAGAAUAGCCUUCCUAGAAAUGCCAGAUACCUAUCACCUAAUGUCCAAAAUACCAUACUGGAUAUACUUGGAAAGAUGGUGAAGGACAAGAUUUGCUCCGAGUUAAAGGCAAGUGGAGCUUUCACGCUCAUGGCAGACGAAACACGUGAUGUCAGCAAAAGCGAACAGCUGUCCUUGGUUGUGAGAUAUGUUUUUGAAGGCAAUGUGUGUGAACGGUUCCUAGGAUUCGUUGCUUUAACCGAUCUUUCUGCAGCGGGAAUCGCCCACUCUAUUACGAAAUCACUGGGUGAGAGUAGCAUUGAUUUGUCAAUGUGUGUUUCUCAGAGUUAUGAUGGAGCGAAUGUAAUGAGCGGCGAGCAUGGAGGCGUCCAGGCGAAAAUCAAGACUAUGUGUCCUCAGGCUACUUACUGUCACUGUUAUGCACACCGUCUGAAUCUGGCUCUCGUAGACUGCUGCAAAACUAUCCCAGUCGCUUACGAAUAUUUUUCACUUCUGAAUUCCCUUUACGUUUUCGUAUCUUCGUCGGCCGUUCACUGCGUACUUGAAUGUGUUCAGGAGAAUAUGAAGGAAAUCAAUUCCUCGUAUAAACCGGUUCAUCUUAAACGGUUAUCAGACACAAGGUGGACAUGUAGGGUAGACAGUGUAAGAGCUGUACACGACGGGUACAAAGCAAUCAUAGAGACUCUUCGUCGAGUUUCUGAGGGGAACAACAAGGAUCGUGCGGUGCAGUCCAAAGGAUUACUAAGUCAGAUUCAGUCUCUACAGUUCAUUGCUUGUACCGUCAUAUUUAAGAAAGCUCUCCUACUGACAAAGGGGGUUUCAGAUGUACUGCAGAGUAAGCAACUUGAUCUAGCUGCAGCCGUAGAUUUGGUAGAAACGGCAAUAGACACUUUGCUUGAAUGGAGAGAGGCGUCAUUUGAUUCAUCAUUGUGGAAGAAUCUAUGGAAUGAUAUCGAAGAACUGGCCAGAAACAACGAAGUGGACCUUGGUGAUCUUUCCCAGUCGAGGCGCCGUAAUCGAGUCAGCCAUCAGCCAACACGUCUAGAUGAGUACGUAAUAAUGGAAACGACCGGCAGGCAACCAGUUAUUUCAGAGGACGUCGAAACCUAUGUUAGAGUUUCCGUCUACUACGAAGUGCUUGACUCAAUCAUAGGAGAAAUGAAGCGCCGAUUUUCCCAUGAGACUCGUCCACUGAUAAGGGCAUGUAGCGCUUGCAUGCCUGGAUCAUCUUUUCUCAAUGCAACUACUAUGCAGCCAUUGAUUGUCCACUACAAGCUAAAUUUUGAGGACAUUUCUGUGCAAGCCGAAGAAUGCAAACGGUUUCUUGCAAGGAAGAAGGAUGUAAACUCUUUAUCUGACGUCUUACACCAUCUCUUGCCAGUCAAAGAGGCGUUUGUAGAGUUGUAUAAACUUCUGACCAUAGUGUUGACUAUGGGUGUGUCAACAGCAUCUUGCGAACGCUCGUUUUCGUGUCUGAAGAGGCUAAAAAGCUAUCUUCGGGCCGGUAUGGGUCAAGAUCGGUUAAACAGUAUGGCUUUGCUUGCAAUAGAGAGAGACCUCUCUGGAAAAAUAGACAUUGACGAAGCAAUUGAGUUAUUUGCUAGAAUAGACAAGAACAGGAGAAUUAAGUUACUAAAGUAG
Corticium candelabrum is the source of this 3015-nucleotide messenger RNA. Its product is annotated as zinc finger MYM-type protein 1-like. Gene Ontology annotation, molecular function: protein dimerization activity. The record is from RefSeq and is a predicted model, not a curated record. NCBI's taxonomy places the organism in Eukaryota, Metazoa, Porifera, Homoscleromorpha, Homosclerophorida, Plakinidae. The transcript has a single exon. Bases 565 to 3015 code for a protein of 816 amino acids.